UUUCAGAUGCCAGAGUUGCAAAUGUCGUCCAGCCAUUUUCGACGAAUAAAUUAAUUUUGAGAGUUCGAUGACCGCCCGGAAUCGUUUUGUCCGUCAUUUUUGAUCUAUAGAUUUUACAAAUCGCUAAUUUUCGUAAGUUGUUUAUCUUUAUUUGGUGCUCAUUAGUGCUUGUUACGAUUGUGUAAUUACGAGUUAUUGAUUUUGGUUUGUCUGACCGGCAUUUUCUAUUGAAACAACACCAAUCAUGUCUGGAGAACCAGAGGUAACCCGCACUCCUGAAGAGGAGGAAGAGGAAGAAAUCAAGUCCUCGUACAGGCCGCCCCCAGAGAAGACUAUUGACGAGAUCCUGGCUGCCGACCAGGAGGACGAGUCACUUAGGAAGUACAAGGAGGCCUUACUCGGAGAGGCUCAGGCUGGUGCUGUUAUUGUUGAUCCGAACGACCCACGUCGGGUGAUCGUCAAGAAGUUGGCGUUGUGCGUCACGGGUCGUGAUGACGUUGAAUUGGACCUCUCUGGAGACCUCACUGAUCUUAAGAAGCAGGUGUUCGUGAUAAAGGAAGGCGUGCAAUACAGGAUAAGGAUCGACUUCAUCGUGCAGCGGGAGAUCGUGCAUGGACUCAAAUACGUGCAGAAGACUUACCGGCUCGGAGUACCAGUGCCCGUGGACAAAAUGACCCACAUGGUCGGUUCAUACCCUCCUAAGACUGAGAUCCAGUCGUACACCACUCCUCCCGAAGACGCCCCUUCAGGAAUGGUGGCCAGGGGUUCAUACUCCGUGAACAGCCUCUUCACUGACGACGACAAAAACGUGCACCUGCAAUGGGAAUGGUGUUUCGACAUCAAAAAAGAUUGGAAGGAUUAAAGCUUGGCUUGUUUUAUUUUUAUGAAAAGACCGACUGGGUUGGGCUCUGCGCUUAGAUUACUCUGUGCCAUAGAUCGGUUAGAACGCGCUCUGGUAUUUGGAAUUUAGAACAUGUAGUCUAUGAAGAACAUAAAACAGUCUUAAUCUAUAAAGUUUCGUUGCGAUAUCUGUAUAAACUUUUUGGUUUUCAAAAUGGCUGGUCAGUUUUGGCGGUUUUUCGUUUUAAUUUUAAAUGCCAAAAGUAUUAAAAUCACAAAUGAUUGGAUGAUAUAUUAUAACAAAACGCACAGAUAUAGUUGUAGUCUUUACGAGCCUAAUCCAGUUGCAAGUGUCGAUAAUGGUGGCUGACUGAGAAAUACCUAUUGACAAAUUAGUGUAAACGCUUCGUCAAACAGAAAUCAGGACGAUGGAAUGUUCUAGAUAACCUCUAAGUAUGGGAUUUGAGUGAAUCAACAAUUGACACUUCAUAAUGUUUAAUUGCGAUAUUGUCAUGACAAAUAGAAGUAUAUUUUCAUACUUUUUCAUACAAAUUAUAUUGAAUGUACAAAAUAUAUCGCAUCUUCGACAUUGAAUGUAUGUCACAACGUAUAAUCUGUGCUAAGAAUCAAGUGUAGUGUGUUGUAAAUGUAUUCUACAUAACAAAAACUUUUUCGUAAAACCUACUUCGAACUCUGACAACUAUUUGACGAAGCAAAGUCAUUAGUAAUUAUGUGAUUAUAAUGUAAUCGUGAUGAUUUUAUUUUGUAAUUUUUAAUGAACUUUCAGACAGACUUGGAAAACUAAAUAGUAAAUUCCGUUUUAGAAAUGUACCUUAACGAUUUCAAACUUACUAUAUAUAUUAAAAUAGAAUUUCCUAUAAUGUGUACGCAUUAUGGUCACAUUGUGGUUUCCUACGAUUUUCUCGCAAUAAACCACAGUGUUGCCAGUAUUAUACAUUUUCUAUUUAUAAUAUAAAGAGUAGAUUGUAAUAACAAAAAAAAUAUAUAAUGUAUUUCCAUAAUUUUUCGUAUAACAAAAGAUGUAGCAAUAUUAUUAUUUAGAUUGUAAUUAGCUUAUUAUUUUAGUUGUGGUCAAUGCAAUUUGUCGUGGUAACUGGCGAUUUCCAUGGAAAAUGUAAUGUAGGUCAGUUCACUUGAAACCUGAAGUCGGCACUCUAUGCUUACACCAGCAUUCCUGAGAGCAUUUUUGGGCCAAGCUAAAUAUUUUGGUGUCAUUAGUUUCCGUAGAUUAUAAAUACCGAUAACUAUAGAUAUUAAGACUCUAUUCUGAUUGAAUUGAAAAUUUGCGCAGUAUUAUCGAUGUUAAAUGUUAUCUAAAGGACUAUGUGUCCAGCCUUUAAAUCCUGCAAAGGGUUGUUAUAAACAAAUAAUACUGCUCAGUGUUGCUAUUAUUUUGGUGUUAAAAAGGUCCGAUUCCAAAAUGUAUCGAUGUAUACUUUUAUUUUUAUUUUAAAUAAAAUUGAAAAUUUUCUAUCA
Molecule: messenger RNA, 2337 nt
Organism: Helicoverpa zea (corn earworm)
Lineage: Eukaryota; Metazoa; Arthropoda; Insecta; Lepidoptera; Noctuidae
Gene: RhoGDI
Product: rho GDP-dissociation inhibitor 1
Exons: 6
Coding region: 245-862 (205 amino acids)
Biological process (GO): Rho protein signal transduction
Cellular component (GO): membrane; cytosol; cytoplasm
Molecular function (GO): Rho GDP-dissociation inhibitor activity; protein binding
Source: RefSeq, a predicted model, not a curated record